AUGUCGGAUAGUAAAAAAUCUACGUUGUUCGGGCGGAUUACACGCACCACGCACGCAGCUCACCGAUUGCCGUUCAGAUUUCGUGUUCCACCCGUGUCCACGUUUCCGGAAUCGACGUUCGAGAUCGGAAACAGGUACUGUAACCGCUUGAUUGAGAUUAAUCGCUGUUGGUUGGAUGCGCCACAUACACCGUGCAUCACAGUGACCGUGUUACAGACGUUUCAUCAGGACUCAGAAAAACCAUAUCAACACAACUCGACGACAUUAACUGUGGCAGAACAGCUCACUGAUUGCCGUCUACAUUUUGUGUUCGUUGUUGUCCAUAUUCUUGCAUCCAAAUGCAAUAUUCGAGUUCCAACAGGUCAUGUAAGAUGACAAGUACAAAAACUGAAGUUGUAAUUGUUAGACCAAGAAGAAUCGACGUAUUUAUUAAAAAGGCCAUCCUAAAU
This is a messenger RNA of Sipha flava (yellow sugarcane aphid), 449 nucleotides long. RefSeq lists its product as uncharacterized. The transcript has 6 exons. NCBI's taxonomy places the organism in Eukaryota, Metazoa, Arthropoda, Insecta, Hemiptera, Aphididae. The record is from RefSeq and is a predicted model, not a curated record. The coding region runs from base 1 to 375 and encodes 124 amino acids.